CACAUCAGUUUCAAUUUGAAUCAUGAAGGCUUUCAUCGUUCUGGUUGCCCUGGCCUGUGCCGCCCCAGCUUUCGCUCGCACCAUGGACCGUUGCUCCCUGGCCCGCGAGAUGUCCAACCUGGGCGUUCCCCGCGACCAGCUGAACAAGUGGGCUUGCAUUGCCGAGCACGAGUCCUCCUACCGCACCGGAGUGGUGGGUCCCGAGAACUACAACGGCUCCAACGACUACGGAAUCUUCCAGAUCAACGACUACUACUGGUGCGCUCCUCCCAGCGGUCGCUUCUCCUACAACGAAUGUGGCCUGAGCUGCAACGCCCUCCUGACCGACGACAUCACCCACUCCGUCCGUUGCGCCCAGAAGGUCCUCAGCCAGCAGGGAUGGUCCGCCUGGUCCACCUGGCACUACUGCAGCGGAUGGUUGCCGUCCAUCGAUGACUGCUUCUAAACUGAUUUUGACCCCGAUUAAAACGAUUGCAUAAAAUGAAAUCUGCUGUUUCUGAAUCCA
Messenger RNA from Drosophila mauritiana, 505 nucleotides. RefSeq names its product lysozyme A/C. The record is from RefSeq and is a predicted model, not a curated record. The coding region runs from base 23 to 445 and encodes 140 amino acids. The transcript has a single exon. Lineage: Eukaryota; Metazoa; Arthropoda; Insecta; Diptera; Drosophilidae. Gene Ontology annotation, molecular function: lysozyme activity.